AUGACUGGAAACCUGCAGAGACUUGUUUGGAGUGAAACUGAAUACCAUAAGGAAAUAGACAUUUCCAGUGACCUGAACCAUGAAGCAGAGUUGGAGAGGGUACUACCACCCCCCAAUUAUGGAAGGCCACUGUCAAAAAAUGUGGCACCAAAUAACAGUCAGGGAUACUUGGCCAGACCUAAUCUCAUUUCAUCUGAGGAAUGGCUUCGAAUUCAUGGACUCAAAACCAAAAAACUGACCUUGUCCCAGAUUUUAUCUCAGAUUGGAUUUCCACAUCAGGAAGAUUAUGUAUCUUCAAUAGGGAAAACUGUGGCUUCCCGAUAUGCAAAUGGUCUGUUUUGUCGAUUCUGUAAAGCAGAAGAUGGCACAGUUUACAGGCUAAUAGCAAAAACUGAGUUCAUCUGUCCAUUUAUGAAGCAUUUAAAUGAUGCUGCGGAAUGCCUCCAAAAGAGGAUGAAUUGGUUGACCAGUGGAAGCCGGCAAAUUUUUGGCGUAAUCUUGGACAAAUGUAUCACCAUAGUGCUAGAUUUUGGUUCUCUGGAUGAGGAGGAAUUUAGUCUUUGCCAAGAUGCUCUUGUAAUGGUCAUUGAGGAACAGGUGGCUCAUCUGACGAGAUUUAACCUCAUACGAGCUGCUCAGAUCAUGACCAAGUGGCAGUGUGAAUCUGUCUUUGCCGGUGAGGAAUUCAUAAACUCUGCUAUUAGGUGGAUUAAGGAACUGGUGUGCAAGUCUCCUGUGGCUCAUAAUAGUGCCAUCAAUGCUCUGCAUGAAGCUCAAAGAGAUAACUCAAUUGCAGCCAUUUACUAUUUUGUUGUGGGUGAUGUUCUUGAGGAAUCCAAGCAGCUUCUCCUUCAUUCGGUAACUGAGAGCUCACAUCCAAUCCAUACAGUGUCCUUCAAUGCCCGAGGAGAAGACACCAUCACUUUCUUAAAGGAACUGAGCACUUCAACCAGGGGCAGAUUUCAUGCAUUUGCUGCAAGAGUAGAGCCUAUGGGAAUUCACGAGUCUCCCUCAGGGGACCGAAACAUUUCUUUUUCUUCAAAUUUAAGGAAACUGAAAGGAAGAGUACCUCCAGGAUCUGGGGUCAGAGAGGAUGUGUAUCUGAUCUGGAGAGAGCUGGAGGAAACUCGCAAUACAUUGGCACAGAUCCAGAAGAUUGUUGAUGAUUCCAUGAAACCUGAAGUUGCUCCAAUGAACUGUGCUUCUAAAAUAGAACUCUCACCAAAGCCAUCACUAGAAGACAGGUUGGAUUCCAAGAAGUGGCUGCAGAAAUUCGGCUUGAAAGCACAAAAAUUGACAGCAUUUGAUAUCCUUGCUGAGUGUUCCUUUCGCCACAUUGAUGGAGUCGUUGACGUAAAAGGCAGACCCAAUAAUAUGUACCUGCAGACCUGUGCUGGGACAAACAAGAAAAAUGUCCACGCAAAAUACUGUAACAAGUUUGUCCACACUCCCUGGAAAGAUGGAACUAUGGUCCAUGUUUAUGUCACUGCAGACAAGUGCAAGGCCUAUGAAGAGAAGAUGAGCAAUGCCUUGGAGCUGAUUGAGAAAAGGAUUGAAUGGCUACAAAAUGGGAGUCAAGGCCUCUUUGGACUGGUGCUUGAAGAUUAUAUCUACAUUCUCAUUGAUACAUCUCAUUCAAUGAAGGGUAAACUGCCUCUGGUGAAAGAGAAGAUUUUUCAGCUUUUAACGGAGCAGCUGGUAUUCAAAAAAAAAUUCAAUUUUGUGAAGUUUGAUGGUAAGGCUGUUGCUUGGCAGGGGAAACUUGCUGAAGUUAAUGAAGAUAAUUUGAAAAUGGCUAAGGAAUGGGUUAAAAACCUUCAGGUUGGAAGUUCUACCAAUACAAUGGAUGCCCUUAAAACUGCUUUUGCUGAUAAAGAAACAAAAGUAAUCUAUAUACUGACAGAUGGGAGGCCUGAUCAGCCUGUAGAAACGAUUUUUUGUCAAAUCCAACAUCAAAAGAAAAUCCCUAUUCAUACAGUCUCCUUCAACUACCAUGAUGAAGAUGCCAACGAAUUUUUGAAGGAGCUCUCCCUGAGAACUGGAGGAGAAUUCCAUUACUUUCAUUUUGGUUCCCCGGAUCCUUUGGAGCCAGGUGUUUACGUGAAUAAACAAUUGAACCUUUUGCUACGUGAAAUUGAAAUGGGACAAAAUGACCUUGAGAGAGUGCAAAACCUUUACACUGAAUCCAUGCUGUUGGACUGGUGGCAUAACGCAGAGAAAGAUGAAGAAACUGAGUAUAAAAAGCCCACCUAUGCAGUGGUUUCAACAACAGAAAGUACAACAGACAUACCUCUACAGAAGCCUACACUUAGAACAGUAUCCCCAGCUGAGACUGGUUUCUUUAGUCCUUGUGGAAGCCCACCUCAAACUCGUUUGAAGAAGAAAGCACCAUUUGCAGAACCAACAAAAACUAGUCUGCUCAGGAAUUCUUUUAUCGAAAAGAAGCUCAGUGAAGAGAGCUCAAUUGCAAAAAAGCACCUUCCUCCUGAACAAAAGAGGUCUUCCAGAAAACAAAGCUGUUCACUCAAUUGUAAAGAAAUGAAUUCAAUAGGUGAAAAAUUAUCAGAAAUGAGGAGUAGAGAAUCAAGCCAAGAUUCUCUAGAUAUGUCUUCAGAAACCUGGCUCAAGGUCCAUGGCUUGGUUGCUAAGCGACUCACCAUAAUGAAUGCCUUAUCCACUACGACCAUUCCACACCGCUCGAAAUAUGUGCCGAUUCUGGGCAAGCAUGUCGUUUCUAAAGUAUACGAUUCGAUUUUUACACUGAAACAAGUGGGCAGUAACACAGAGCAAAUGAUCUUAAUUAACCCUCAUGCCCUCAAUCUGAAGACCUAUAGGCACAAAGUGGAACAAGCCGUGAAAUCCUAUGAAAGGCGCUUAAAUCUGCUCAUUUGGAAAGCAUUUUCUCCAGAAGAAAGAGAAAAGUUUAAAAUACAGGAGCCAGUUCAAUACUUGGAAAAUAAAGAGGCAAUACAGGAGGCCUUACAAGAGGCGAACUGGCCCAUUUCUCUGGAAGAUGUGUUAUUAUUGGAAAAUGAGAUCCAGGCUGGGAAUACCUAUAUCCAGCAGACUAAGGAAAUCCAAGAAGCGACUAAGAAGGAAGACUGUCAAGGGGACCAGUCAUCUGAGAAAUCACAACAAAGUCAACAGAAGAAAUUCAAAAGCAAAAGAGUUGAUCCCCUCAAAGGUCAGAAGGUUAUUGCAAGAUCAGAGGAAAACGGCUUUUAUUUUCCAGGCACUGUGAUAAAGUGUGUUGGCCCCACACAUGCACUUGUGCAGUUCAAACAUGGAGAGGCUCGAGUCGUGCCCAUCAUAUUCAUUACUCCCGUGGGCGGUGCUAUGCCCUGUCCAGUUCUACAGGUUGGAGACUAUGUAUUUGCCAAAAUUGUCAUACGAAAAGGAUAUGAUUUCUAUGUUCCGGCCAUUAUCACAGCAACACCCAGUGAAGAUGAGCCAUAUGACCGAUUCUAUACUGUUUUGAAGUGUAACAACAGAAGAGACUUUUGCCUCAGAAGCGGUCUUAUUAAAAUCAGCCAAAACAAAUAUGCACUCUCUUGUUCCUUUAUAAGUUCUACACUGAUGAAAGAACCCCCAAAGAUGCAAGAGGAGGAGAUGAAUUCUGAUUUUAUGCUCUUUCCUUUCGAAGAGGUUGAGACUGGCCCAUUAAGAGACUUAACAGAUGAGAAUUCAAAAAGGAAUAAGAACAAGAAGAAAUUUGACAUAAAGAAGCAAUCCCAAGAUGUCUUGUCCUCAGACUCAGGGGAUAGUCCCUAUGAAGCUGAGACACACAAGUCCUGUUCCAAGGCAAGGGAUGGGUCAAGAGGAGGAGGGUUCCCAGACAGUGUUUCUAAGGAGAACAGUAACAAAUACACUAAAAGUUAUGCUCACCAGAUUAAAACUUUCCCAAAGUGUCAACGUCAGUCUAAAACCCUAAACAGCAAAAAAUCUGUUUAA
Messenger RNA from Vombatus ursinus (common wombat), 3951 nucleotides. RefSeq names its product von Willebrand factor A domain containing 3B (gene VWA3B). Bases 1 to 3951 code for a protein of 1316 amino acids. NCBI's taxonomy places the organism in Eukaryota, Metazoa, Chordata, Mammalia, Diprotodontia, Vombatidae. The transcript is spliced from 29 exons. The record is from RefSeq and is a predicted model, not a curated record.